Messenger RNA from Rhizopus microsporus ATCC 52813, 1902 nucleotides. RefSeq names its product Amidophosphoribosyltransferase. Gene Ontology annotation, biological process: purine nucleotide biosynthetic process; purine nucleobase biosynthetic process. Gene Ontology annotation, cellular component: cytoplasm. The record is from RefSeq and is a predicted model, not a curated record. The transcript has 8 exons. Gene Ontology annotation, molecular function: amidophosphoribosyltransferase activity. NCBI's taxonomy places the organism in Eukaryota, Fungi, Mucoromycota, Mucoromycetes, Mucorales, Rhizopodaceae. The coding region runs from base 39 to 1565 and encodes 508 amino acids.
CACUUUUUCAAUUUCUUUCUUUUCUUAUCCCUAAAAAAAUGUGUGGUAUUACUGCGCUUAUAUUAGCAGAUCCAAAUGGUGUUGCAUGCCCAGAUUUGUUUGAAAGUUUAGGCUUGCUUCAACAUCGUGGCCAAGAUGCUGCAGGAAUCGUCACUUGUGGAGCUAAAGGACGCUUAUAUCAAUGUAAAGGAAAUGGGAUGGUGAGAGACGUGUUCAAUGAAAGUCAACUAUCCAACCUUGUAGGAAGCCUGGGUGUGGGCCAUGUCCGUUACCCCACAGCAGGUACCAGUGCAAUGUCUGAAGCACAACCUUUCUACGUUAAUUCACCUUAUGGAAUCGUCUUUGCUCAUAACGGAAACUUGACGAAUGCUAGAGAAUUAAGAGAGUUUUUAGAUAAAGUUGCUCACAGACACAUCAACACUGAUUCUGACUCUGAAUUAUUGUUGAACAUUUUAGCUGAUAACUUGCAAAAGACUGGCAAAUUCAGAGUGAAUGAAGAAGAUAUCUUUACAGCCAUCAAAGAUUUGUAUCAACAAUGUAAAGGAGGAUAUGCCUGUGUUGCAAUGAUUGCAGGAUUUGGUAUCAUCGGUUUCAGAGAUCCCCACGGUAUCCGUCCAUUGAUUUUGGGUAGAAGACAAACAGGGGCUGGUUAUGAUUAUAUGUUUGCUUCCGAAAGCGUCGUCUUGGAAGCACUCGGAUUCACUGAUUUUGAAGAUAUCAAGGCCGGUGAAGCCGUUAUUAUCACUCGUGAUCAAGUGUCUCGUCGUCGCUUGGCUGUUGAACAGACGAUCGCUCCUUGUAUAUUCGAAUACGUCUAUUUCGCUCGUCAAGACAGUAUUAUUGAUGGAAUUUCAGUUUACAAGGCUCGUCUUGCUAUGGGUGAGGCAUUGGCUGAACAAGUCAUAAAGGCAUUCCAAGAUAAUAUGGAUAUUGAUGUUGUUAUUCCCGUACCUGAUACGAGCCGUGCCGCCGCUUUACAAUGCUCUCGUAAAUUGAAUAUUGUCUAUCGUGAAGGCUUUAACAAGAACAGAUAUGUUGGCAGAACUUUUAUCAUGCCUGGUCAACAAGUGAGACGCAAGAACGUUCGUCGUAAAUUGAAUGCAAUGGCAUUGGAAUUCCAAGAUAAGAACGUAUUAUUGGUAGAUGAUUCCAUCGUCAGAGGAACCACUUCCAAGGAAAUCAUCCAAAUGGCCCGUGAAGCAGGAGCGAAGAAAGUGUAUUUUGCAUCAUGUGCACCCCCUAUUCGAUACCCCAACGUAUAUGGUAUUGACAUGCCUACACGAAGCGAGCUGGUGGCUCAUGGAAGAGACGUGGAUGAGAUUGCAGAGGAGAUAGGAGCUGAUAAGGUUAUUUAUCAAGACUUGAAUGAUUUAGUACAAUCUGUUCGUCAAUUUAAUCCUAUGAUUGAAACAUUUGAUACAUCUGUGUUUGAUGGCAAAUAUGUGACAAAAGAUGUGAAUGAAGCAUACUUUGAACAUAUUGAACAUGAGCGAAAGUUCUCUGAAAAAGACAGAGCAGAUGCAGACAAUGAGAGUAUAGGUUUGCAUAACAAUUAUAAAAAAUAAUUCCUGUUUAUAUAAAAUGCAUAAAACAAUAAAAGCCAACAAUACGAAUAGAGUUAGAUGUAAUAUGUAUGUAAGGCUAUAUGAUACAUUGAAGCGUAGUUACAGAAUCAUGUUUAUGUGUAUUCAGUAAGCUAAGAUCAUCUUGGCUACCUUUUGAACUUGACUAUAUUAUUUGGCGUAAAAUAACAGCCUAUGACCAAACGGGGCAUCAAUUACUGCGAACUACAAUAUAAAACUCCGUAACGGAGUUGACUUUAAAUAAAACCGGAGCAUUGGCUCCCUUAUAAAAAGGGAGAGAAUAAAAGCGUUCUUCUUCCGCUUUACUUUAUUUAUUUUC